ACAGCCUUAUCAUGUGUUUGAAUCUGUGAUUCCUUUUCAAAACACAUAGCAAUAGCAAUGUCUUCAACAAAUUAAGAUAAAUCAAAAGGGGAGAAUAGCCAUUAAACGCGUAUUGCAGACAUGAUCGAAAAGUCAAGCAGUUUGUGAGGGGAAAAAGGCGCAUACGUUUCCAAAGACCUAACUUCAUUGAAGUCUUAUAAAGUAACUUUUGAUUUUAAAUGUUAUAAAAUACGGACGGCAAACUUAUGAAAGCGCUAGUAAACUCGGACCGGUGCUGCAGAUGGGCGGCAUAGGCAGGACUUUUUAUCUCAAUAUGUUGAAUGGAACCGACGCGCAAAGUUUCGCUAAAGACACAGAUUUAAACAGCCACCUGCACCGCAACCGGGACCUACCGGACUUUAAAAUGGGCAUUCAAGACACGAGGUUUUAUUAUCAGGACUCGAUUCAAAACGGACAGGACAGUUUGUCUUUGCCCUUCCACGCCGAGCACCACCAAAGCGUCUCUGGCGGAUUCGGGGCGCAGGCGGGGAGGUUUUACGCACCGGCUGCGCUCGGCAGCUGUCACUUCAACACCCGCAGCGGCACGGGACACGUAGCGGAUGCAUAUUCAACAAACGGCAAAGACGUUUUUCCAAGCAGCGCAGACGCGUACCCGGCUCCUUUUCAGCACGGAUACCCGCGAACACCGAUGUACUCCUUACCUGGUCUACAGGUGUCGGGGAAGACCCAAGUCCUUCUCAACAACUAUCCACUAUGGGCAAAGUUUCACAAAUAUCAGACAGAGAUGAUCAUAACAAAACAGGGACGGAGGAUGUUCCCUUUCCUCAGCUUCAACAUCAGCUCUCUGGACCCAACGGCUCAUUAUAACAUAUAUGUCGAUGUGGUUCUCUCCGACCAGCACCACUGGAGGUACCAAGGAGGCAAAUGGGUUCAGUGUGGAAAAGCAGAAGGCAACAUGCCAGGAAACAGAAUGUAUAUGCACCCAGACUCUCCCAAUACUGGAAAUCACUGGAUGAGACAAGAAGUUUCCUUUGGCAAACUGAAACUCACCAACAACAAAGGCAGCUCAAACAAUGUUGGACAGAUGAUAGUGCUCCAGUCACUUCAUAAGUACCAACCGCGUCUACACAUUGUGGAGGUUAAGGAGGAUGGAACGGAAGAUCCCUUUUUGACCGCAAAAACCCAGACGUUUGUGUUUCCAGAGACCCAGUUUAUCGCAGUCACUGCUUAUCAGAAUGCAGACAUCACUCAGCUGAAAAUAGAUCACAACCCUUUUGCUAAAGGUUUCCGGGACAAUUAUGACACGCUGUACGCACCACCUGAAUCUGACCGCCUUACACCUUCCCCAACGGACGGCCAGCAGCUCCUCCCGGGUAGCUGUUACCCUCAUCAGCCCUACCUGUCUGACCAAUACAUGAGCCCUCUCCCUCAAAGUCGGUUUUAUGGUCGUGAGCCUGUCAGCAUGGCCCAGGAGUGUCCCAAAGACCCUACCACAAGCCCUCACAGCCGCUGGUACCUACCAAGCCAGCAGGGGGUUCCUCCCAACCGCCUCGACUUUAAUGCGUACGAUAGCGAAUACCCUUCAAACAAUCUCUACAAACCCUUUCCGAUUCAGUCCUCCCCCCACCACCCACUUGGCUACUACACUGAUAGCCCCUUCGGCACUGGUCCUGUGUGUGGUGCCAGCCCAGGUGCGUGGAGCUCAGGCAGGCCCUCACCACAGUACCUUAACCAUCCCCACCACGGUAAACCCGGGUCUAGCCUCAGCUGGCUUCGAACCAUCUCUUCCUCGACUACGUCAUCUUCUCCUUCGGCUACAAACUCCCGGUUCCAUCCAUCCCCGUCGCUUCUGGAGCCCCAGCGUCAGCCGCUGCUCCAAGACAAGUCCAAAGAGUCUGGGGAUGACCCCUGGAUUGAAACCCCCUCGGUAAAAUCAGUGGACUCUGGUGACUCGGGUCUGUUUGAAGGAGCGGAGAACAAGAAGAGGCGUGUAUCACCUUACACAUCCAGCACUGAGAAUUCCCCUCCGAACCGCAACACAGAGCCUUGCGAAAAGGAUAACUGCAGUGAUGCGGGCUACUACGGCUUCUACGCUCACUGAAGACCACAAAUGGGUUUGAUAUAAAGGAAUACAGCCAACUGGUUUUUCAAAAGCUUCACUCUAGAAGAGUGCAAGGAUGAAUUGAUCUCAAGUUGUGCUUGUAGCACAUUCACAAGCCCAUCCGUUUUUCCCUACAACGCACCAUCUCCGUUCAACCCAACAGAUUCACAGCGUACCCAAACCAGUUUUUAUUACCGUGCCAGACAGCACAAUAAUCUCAGUCUGCUUCGUGUUAGGUGGUCCCUUUGUGCUUUAUGUUUCCUGUGUUAGUUGUCUGGGGGUAAGGUCAUCUGGAGGUGUACCGAAGGUCACGGUGAGACGAAGCGACAGCUUAAGAGCCGAGACGAUGUGACUGCAUUGAGACACUGGCCUGGAGACACAGACAGACAGACCUGUGCAACUUCAGACGUUUCAGCAGCUGAAGAUUUCACAGCGCACCUGCUGACACUCCCCCAAAGGAACUGUCUCGUCCCCCUCAUCAAACGAACGAAAAACACCUUGCAAAACCCACGCAACGCUCUUUCACACGUACAAACGUACGAUCAAAUAGUUUGUCACAUUCUCUUCUGUCCUUAAAGCGACCGUUUGCCCUAAAAAUGAAAACUCUUAUUUAGUCAAUGUCAUGUCUUCAAAACAGUUUUAUUGACUUUCUUAUGAAGGGAUAUUUUAGCAGAAAGACCAAACUGCUUCUGUGAAAUCAAAAAAGUGGAUGGGCACUACGGAUAGCAGUGGUCACCAUUCACUUCCAUUGUGUUUGAAAUGACAUGAGGGAGAAUAAAUCAUUUUUAGGUCCAUAUAAAAUGAUGUCAUUGAUGAUAUAUUUAACUAUAAACCACACCAGUACAGACAAUUACUUACAGGUACUGUAUCAUAUCUUUGCAAUCCCAAAAUGCGUUCCCAAUAAGCAUAAAGCCAUGGCCACCCAGACACCACAUGCUGAAAUAAAAUAGCCAGUGUCUAAAAGAGCAUGGCUCUAUGCACCAACUGUGGUUACAACUAUUAUUAGACAGACAUAAUUUGGUUGAUAGGGAGCAUACGUUAAAGUAUAAACACGUUAUGUAGUUUAGAGUUCAUGCCAAAAUACCAGGACUUUUGCAUCAGUCCACUUCGUAUAUGAAGAAAUUGCACAAUACCUCAUAAGAGCGACAGAAACAAAAAACAAAGUACAAACUGAAAGAAUGUUAAAGGUUAAAAAGUGAGAGAGGACAACGGUGUGCAGACUCGGGUGCACGUUCUGCUUGCUCUGUUUUUUAACAGUUUAACAAAUGUCACCGUAUACAAAUGAUUUUUUAUACCAUGACUCCCAUUUAUCUAGAUUAAAAGGACUUAAAAAUGCUAUAAUUUAUUUUUUCAUCUCCAGAGCUAAAACAUUAUUUUCAUCUUAAAAAAGUUAAACUGGCUACAAGCAAAUCUUUUAACCCUUGCGAGUUUAAUUUAUCUGAUCUGACCUGUAACAAGGACAUACUUAAAGAAACAGCGUCACACCUCCAGGCGUCGCGUAUGACAGCAUGCAGACAGACAGGGUGGAAAAAUGGACACCUGGCAGGGGCUUCAAACUGACUAUACAUCAUCUUUAUUCAAUCAACAUAGUAACAUGCAGACAGCCCACACAUAGACGUCAAAGACGCGAUGUAAGAAUAAGCCUUCAGUCUGAGCCUAUCAGGCACGCCUGGCAUUCAGAGGUGAGAACGAACCCAGAUAGAUAAGUGGGUGAAGACAGCACUGCAUAGGUUAUGCCAAACAUCACAAUCGUACAUUUACUGAAGUUUUCUGAGUCUUCCACAUCACACACAAAUGAUAUUCAGGUACACUGAUAAAACAUAUGCCGAGGGGGUGACAAAUAAAUUGAGGAUGUAAAGCUAAAACCAUUGAUAUCCUACACUAUCUGGAAAAAAAAUGGUCAUGAAUUGCUGUCACUGGGGCGGUACCCAUCCAAAAAGUACCUAAAUAGUUCAUAUUAGUAACUCCAAAGUGGUACCAAAUACAUUAUGUACCAAGGACCUUUUAAAAGGGUAGU
Molecule: messenger RNA, 4118 nt
Organism: Misgurnus anguillicaudatus (oriental weatherfish)
Lineage: Eukaryota; Metazoa; Chordata; Actinopteri; Cypriniformes; Cobitidae
Gene: tbx21
Product: T-box transcription factor 21
Biological process (GO): regulation of transcription by RNA polymerase II; cell fate specification; lymphocyte migration
Cellular component (GO): nucleus; chromatin
Molecular function (GO): DNA-binding transcription factor activity, RNA polymerase II-specific; RNA polymerase II cis-regulatory region sequence-specific DNA binding
Source: RefSeq, a predicted model, not a curated record